AUGAAGUAUGCAGCUGAGUCUGUCGGCCGCGCGACACUGUGUCACCUGCCUAUCGCUGGCAAACUUCCAGCCCUGUGUGUGCUGGAGAACCAAGCUGAAGGGUUGCCCGGCAUCUGUGCAAGGCACGACGACACUGAGGCGACAGAGGAAGAAGACAUCUUUAUCCUCCAGGCCAAAGACAAGAAGAACCCGCUCAUCUAUGGCCUGUUCACCACUUCCAGUGAUAUCCUGAAUGGUUCAGCAGUGUGCGUCUACCGGAUGGAGGAUGUUGUUCGGGCUUUCAAAGGAAACUUCCUUCAUAAGGAGGGGCCUCAGUAUAAGUGGGCAGAGUUUACGGGCAAGGUGCCUUACCCGCGACCAGGAACUUGUCCCAGCAGCACUUAUGGAAGUUACAGCUCCACCAGAGAAUAUCCUGACGACGUCAUCUUCUUCAGCAGGACUCACCCCCUGCUGCAGGAAAAUGUGCUGCCUCUGGGAGAGCGCCCCCUCCUGGUCAGAGUGGGUGUUCACUACAAAUUCAGCAAACUGCUGGUGGACAGAGUGGAGGCCGUGGACGGCACCUACGACGUCCUGUUCAUCGGCACGGACUCGGGCCUCGUGCUGAAGGCUAUCCAUCUCCCCAGAGAACACGGACAGGGUCAGGAGGUCACUCUGGAGCAGAUGCAGGUCUUCCAGCACAAAUCACCCGUGACAGCCAUGACGCUCUCAAAGAAAAAGCAGUGGUUGUUUGUGGGCUCCAGGGAGGGUGUUUCCCAGCUGGCCCUGUACCAGUGUGAGCUGUACGGUCAGGCCUGUGCUGAGUGCUGCCUCGCCAGAGACCCAUACUGCACCUGGGACGGACACGCCUGCAGCCCCUACAUGCCCACCGUGCGCAGAAGGAAUGCUCGUCACUUAGGGGAGGAAGAGGAUCCCCUCACACAGUGUGUCAGACAGGGAGCCGGGCUGCAGGUGGAAGCGGAGCAGAGGAUAAUGAUGGUUGCUGAGGGCAACAGCACUUAUCUGGAGUGUCUCCCCCGAUCCAGACACGCUGCUGUUACCUGGUACAAACAGGCAGGGGAGAACAGCCCCGAACUUAACCAGGCGGAGGCGCAAGUACGCCCCAGUGGCCUAAUGGAUAAGGCACUGGCCUCCUAA
Notothenia coriiceps (black rockcod) is the source of this 1134-nucleotide messenger RNA. Its product is annotated as semaphorin-3A-like. The record is from RefSeq and is a predicted model, not a curated record. Lineage: Eukaryota; Metazoa; Chordata; Actinopteri; Perciformes; Nototheniidae. Gene Ontology annotation, biological process: semaphorin-plexin signaling pathway; motor neuron axon guidance; positive regulation of cell migration. Gene Ontology annotation, cellular component: plasma membrane; glutamatergic synapse; axon. Bases 1 to 1134 code for a protein of 377 amino acids. Gene Ontology annotation, molecular function: chemorepellent activity; neuropilin binding; semaphorin receptor binding. The transcript has 12 exons.